GGAUGUCCACGGUGGUCUCCGCGCCGGGGCGGGAGCCCAGGGGCUGUGCCGAGAGAACAUCUGGGCCUCAGAGACACCAGAACACCCAGCGGCCCGCGUCCAGGGAGUCUAGAACCUUGGGCUCCCGCGCACACCCAGGCCAGGUCCUGGCCGUCAUUCUCCCGCCGGCCUCUGGGGGAGCUGCGCGGUCCGCGCUCUCUCUCCGCUGCCGGAAUUCGUCUUGCCUGACGGAAGCUGGGGAGCGGGCAGGCGGCGGGGGCGGGGCCUGGAGGAGCCUACACCGACUCUGGAGGAAGACUGGAGCCUUUGCGGCGGCGCUGCCCCUCCCCUGGUCCCCGCGAGCUCGGAGGGCCCGGCUGGUGCUGCGGGGGCCCCGGGAGGUACGGACCUGGGAGGCGAGGCUCGUCCGGCGCUAGGAUCGGCCUCCGCCUCCGGGCCGCUUUAGGUUGAAAACUAAGCAUGGGGAAGAGCUGCAAGGUGGUCGUGUGUGGCCAGGCGUCUGUGGGCAAAACUUCAAUCCUGGAGCAGCUUCUGUAUGGGAACCAUGUAGUGGGUUCGGAGAUGAUCGAGACGCAGGAGGACAUCUACGUGGGCUCCAUUGAGACAGACCGGGGGGUGCGAGAGCAGGUGCGUUUCUAUGACACCCGGGGGCUCCGAGAUGGGGCCGAACUGCCCCGACACUGCUUCUCUUGCACUGAUGGCUACGUCCUGGUCUAUAGCACAGAUAGCAGAGAGUCUUUUCAGCGUGUGGAGCUGCUCAAGAAGGAGAUUGACAAAUCCAAGGACAAGAAGGAGGUCACCAUCGUGGUCCUUGGCAACAAGUGUGACUUACAGGAGCAGCGGCGUGUAGACCCAGAUGUGGCUCAGCACUGGGCCAAGUCAGAGAAGGUGAAGCUGUGGGAGGUGUCAGUGGCGGACCGGCGCUCCCUCCUGGAGCCCUUUGUCUACUUGGCCAGCAAGAUGACGCAACCCCAGAGCAAGUCUGCCUUCCCCCUCAGCCGGAAGAACAAGGGCAGCGGCUCCUUGGAUGGCUGAAGAGCUGCCGUUCCUCUUUCACGAUCCCAGCCCCAUUUCAGUGUCUGGGGCUCUGGUAGAUGUGUUGAGGGCAAAGUAGAGGACAAGCUGUCUUUCCCAGUCAGCCAGGGAGCUCCCCGCCAGGCCACGCCCCAGCCACUUUGCUCCCUCUCACCUCUGGGAAGUGCAAAUACUCUUGGUUGACAUCCCCUUCCUCAGCCCUCCCAGCCUACUCCCCAUCCCAGCUUUUAGAGGAUCUGCUCCACUGUCUCCUGGGGCAGUUGUGGGUCACUGUCCCUUCCAGCUGCCCCAGACAGGAAGCAGAGUCACCACGCAGCAGUGUCCCUUCUUGGGUCUGAGUUCCUAUUAUAGGUAGGGGCCCCACCCUCUGGGCUUCCCAUCAGCGACACACACACACUUAUGGCACCAGCCUGGACUCCAGAAAAAGGGUGUCCAGGUAUUGUGUGUAUGCAUUUAGUUGUGCACACACAAAUAUGCUCCUAUACUGGCAUUAGGCGUCUCCUCAUCCCUCACCCUGACCUUUCUCCUGUCCUUUUCUUGGCUGGAAGAAGUUGGCCUCCUGGGAGUGUAGUUUUCUGUUUUAAAUCCCCCACCCCUGGCUGGGCUCAGUGGCUCACCCCUGUAAUCCCAGCACUUUGGGAGGCCAAGGCGGGUCGAUUACUUGAGGUCAGGAGUUCACGACCAGCCUGGCCAACAUUGUGAAACCCCAUCUCUGCCAAAAAUACAAAAGUUAGCCGGGCGUAGUGGCACAUGCCUGUAAUCCCAGCUACCCGGGGAGGCUGAGGCAGGAGAAUUGCUUGAACUCAGAAGGCGGAGGCUGCAGUGAGCCGAGAUCGUGCCACUGCACUCCAGCCUGGUCAACAGAGCAAGACUCCAUCUCGAAGAAAAAAAAAAAAAAUUCCCCACCCCUACCAAUUGUUUUACUUCCUCUUCCUGCUCAGGGAGCAGAUGGGCCUCACUGGUUGAGAUGGAAUAGAAUAACUGGGCUAUGAGUCACCAGCCCACUUUGUGACCCAGCAAGACCUUUCCCCUCUCUGGGCAUCAGUUUCUCAUCUGUAAGAUGACCAGAGUUGCUUAGAUGAUCUCCUAGAUCCUUUCCAGUUCUCUUGAUUUCGUAAAGCCAAUGGCUUCUCCCUCUUUAAGGUGCUAUGCCAACCAGCCCUGGAGGCUGGGAUCUGCCGCUCCCUCCAGCCACCAGGGGGCAGGAGUGCACUACCUGCUGUCAGUCACCAGAGUGGCCGCUCAGUGCCCAGCCCGCCAGCCUCGCUCUUGGAGGCUGCUCUUUAUCCUGCCUGUGGUUUUCAGCUCAGAGCUGGACUUCUAUUUAUAAGUUACCUGUAUUUAUAUUUAUAUGCCCGCUCUCAUGGUGAAGGCUGGACAAGGUGCUCCUCUGGCCCCUCCUUCUUACCUCAGAUGCCUGAACAGAACAAGGCAAACCCGUAGCAGCCUCUCAGGAGCUGACAGGUCCUCUUUCGGGGCUCAGGAGGGUGGGCACACACCCAGCGGCCUGCAGAGUAAGCUUAUUACCCACAACUGUGCCCGCUUUGUGCUUCUAAGGUGCACACCUAGCCUAGGUGAGACACUGCAGCCAGGCAACCACCGACACACGCCCCUUCUCAAAGCCAGAGGUGAGUGGGGCAGGUGCCCGGGGCUGGGUGAGUGGAAUUAGGACACACACAGGCUUGGGCUUCAAGUUCAUUUAUUGAUGCAUUGGUUGGACACAAUAAAACCACAAUUGUUAUCAAAAA
Molecule: messenger RNA, 2783 nt
Organism: Homo sapiens (human)
Lineage: Eukaryota; Metazoa; Chordata; Mammalia; Primates; Hominidae
Gene: NKIRAS2
Product: NFKB inhibitor interacting Ras like 2
Exons: 5
Coding region: 460-1035 (191 amino acids)
Biological process (GO): negative regulation of canonical NF-kappaB signal transduction
Cellular component (GO): cytoplasm
Molecular function (GO): GTP binding; GTPase activating protein binding; GTPase activity
Source: RefSeq, a predicted model, not a curated record